AUGGACGGGUCUGCAGUGCUUUAUUCUCCCGAAUACUUUCUAGUUGAACUUGGACUAGAGACGAGGGGCGACCUGUACGCUCUACGUUCAUUUUGUGAACGAAAAGAAAAGCAGACAAAAAGCAAAGAUGCUGAAGAACGAAAGCAGUCCUUAAUUGACAAAAUAAGGUGCAAGAAAGUAAAGCACUCAAGUGGCCAUGAGUCGCAGAAGAAAAAUACGCCCUCUAGCUCCUAUGGUAAACCGCGAAAAUUUGAGUUAGGCUGGCAGCAUUUCUCAGAAGUCCAGAAAAGGUUUGUUGCUGUUCGACAGUCCAGAGGAGGGGGGACAAGGUCUGUAUCGAUGUCAGGCAACAGUACCAUUUCCGACAUUCUAGAGGAAGUUCGGAACCUGUUUUUCCCUCAAGGAAAAUCAGUAUAUGGAAAUUGGAUGGACAUGGAUUGCGAGUUAGCAAACUUUAAGGGUGAAGUGAAAACAAGCCUAACCUCCCAUGAAGGUAAUGUAAUGGACUUCUCUCUUCAAUCAUACUUCGAACUCCACAAGCUCACUCGUGUCCGCCUGUAUCUGAGGACGCGGCAAAGAGGAACAUCAUCCAUCUCAGUUGAGGAGGGGGAACCGGAAGCCGAGUCGGAGACUCUUGGAAUGCUUAAAGGAAGCUCGCGUGAAAGGGCCAAACUGAGAGAGGAACAAGACGGAGAGUAUGUGGAAAGCCUGCGCGCGGACCGCGCGAAAACGGAGCGUAGGGAACAAGCCCUUAAGGAAGAAUUAAAUAAAGCAAGAAAGGUCGAAGAAAUUCACGCCACUCGCUUGUCAAGAGUGUUAGACGAACCAACGGUAGAUGAACCGCGUGUGGUUGUUCGUGUCCGCCACAUCGACUUGGGCUUGGUCAAUCGUGCGUUCAAACCCAACCAGAAGAUGACGGCAGUGUACGAUUGGAUUGGCUCGCUGCAGCUUAUUCCGCUGUACUUCUCGUUAUCCAGCACACCAGGCAAUGUGAUAGACCCGUCUGUGUCUAUAGACUGCUCAGCUGACAAAGUGUUGUUUAUGGAGCAGAGGGAUGAUCCAAUACCAUUGUCAGCAGAUGACGAUGAAGUUUCCUUUAAAGGGUUUGGCGAAAUUGGAGAGAUUGGAAUGACUCCACCAAGUCGUAUUAUGGCAUGGGAUAUUGAUACCGAUGAAGAAGGAUGUUCAGCGUAAGUCCGUAGUUAGGGAUAUUGUAAAAUAAACUCCAUCAAGUUAAGGAUAUGAUAGAGCAUGCUAGAACAUUAACCAUUUUAUUCACCAACCAAAUACAAUUCAAAAACUGCGGACUGUGGGAACAAGAUUGACUUCAGUGUAGGUCACAAUGAUUCAUGCACCUUUGUAAGUAAUAUAAAGUGAACAAGGUUGGCAAAUUUACAUGCUGAUGGGUAUAUACUGACUUUUAAGCAGUGUAAGAAAACCCUUUAAUUUGUCUCACUUACCAAUAUCUCAAAGUUUACCAUUCAUAUUAUAAUAAUAAUAAUAAUAAUAAUAAUAAUAAUAAUAAUAAUAAUAAUAAAUAAUAUCACUCCCAUUUGGUGACUGCGAACCUUUCCAUUUACCUAAAUUUGCAGCAGUGACAUUUUGCCGUGGUAUUUUUGUGACCAAGAUGACGACAAAAAGGUCAGUGCAGUUUACAUUGCUGUUAUAUUUCAGUGUUGAAGCUUCUUUAUCGGUUUACACCUCUACUCCUGCAUGUUUAGCCAAUCAAAAUUUAUUGAAAGUCUCUUAAUUAAGAACACUCUAUGGUAGUUUAGAGGCAAGAGUUUUUGUUAAAUUAGCUUGUACUACUAUGCUGUCACACGACAGUUCUUGGUGGGAUGACGCUUAGGAUACUUAUGCAUGCAAUCUACCCAAUUUGCAGGAGCCGAGCGCUACUUGCACAAGGAAAAGCAGAAAGAGGACAAUGGAAGACCGAGCGCGAAAUUUUCGUCAGUACUACCUCCCAAAGUAUUUGGAAGAAAAGGUCAGGGGAACUUAACUUUUGACUUUCUUUAUUCUUUGCGACUAUUUACAACAUUUACAUCCUAGCUAUAUGACGUUGACAGAAAAUCUAGUACAAUAAAAUUGGGCCAGGAAACAACUGAAAAAUGUACGUGCGCAGUAUGAUAAAAUAAUAGAGGAGUGUCCUUCACAGAAACCGGUUUCAACUAGAAAAAUUAAACAAGUAGCUUCACUUUGCUUUUGACCUUUGCAAGUCUUUUUACUUAACACAAAACGCUACAUGUAUAUAUAUAUAUAUAUUUGCUAUAUUCUCGCCGUGGGGUAAUAUUCUAUGCGACGUGAUUUGAUGUUUUGGGAAUAUAAACUCCGCCCACUUCAUACAACUGUUGUACACGCAGGAACGCAAGGAAGCCUUAUCGGUUUAAGAAAAUGACAUAUUACUUUUUUCUUUUUAGACCGACAUUGGAGAUCCAGGUGAUGAGGAGUUGGCGGAGAGCAACAAUGAACCCCUUACCUGCAUGGGAAUUACCAACAAUCAGGGCUCCUCUGAUAACGUGGUGAUCAUUGUCUCACUUACCCCCCAGUAAUGAUUCAAGUGUGGAAACGGAAGUAAGCCACAGCUUAGAAUCACAGCAAACAAAUCGCAGGUAAGGUCCUACCUUGGGCUUGAUUGUAAAUUGAUUUAAUUAAUCACAGGCUUCUGUGAGCCAACUAAUUCAUGCUGUAAGCGUAUUAUUAAUAGCCUGUACAACAGGCGUUAUUGGGUCGGGGCGCUCAGGUGGAAUUUCCAGCGCGCGCGCGAUGCGUGAGACAUGCGAGGAGAGGGGAAGGAAGUAGUUAUGGUUAUUGUUUUUCUUUUCCCUUCCCUCGCGUGUCUCGCGCUUUACGCGCUGCCCCAAAACCCACCUGAGUGCUGCCUGUUGUGCAGGCUAUAUUAUUUAGAGUUGAACAGUUGCGGUUACUGCUAGUUAUCUGAUAUCUUAGUACAACCGAGCCAUUGACAGCAUAUAAUCUUAUCACAAUGUCAUAAAUUAGGUUACGGUAAUGAAAUAACCCUGAAUGUCUCUCUUUUUGUUUUGGUUUCACUGCAGGGUUGUAAAGAUAAGAAGAGUUCAAGUUAUGGCGGAUAUGAUUAGCCUCUUUAAAGAUGAAACUGUAAUGGAUACCCCACUCAACGUGGUCAUGAUUAAUGCUUUUGGGAAAGAAGAGGACGGCGUGGAUAACAAUGGUGUUUUCCUUGACGCUCUUUCCUCAUUUUGGGCCGCCUUCUAUGAAUCUUGUACAAAUGGGGAAGAGGAGAGAGCUCCCGUCAUAAGACACGACUUCCAAGUUUCAGAGUGGGAGUCAAUAGGAAGAAUAAUUGUCAAAGGUUACAAGCAAGUGAAAUUUUUCCCUGUCAGAUUAAACAGAGCCUUUAUGACAGCCAGUCUCUUCGGUGAAAGCGCCAUAACCAAUGAACUAUUGACAGACUCAUUCCUGGCCUAUCUCAGUAAAGAUGAAAGAGAAUUGAUCAAGCUCGCUCUGAAUAAGGGAUUGGAUAAGGAACACGAGGAGGAAUGGCUGGAACUGUUGGAUCGGUUUGGGUGCAAGACCAUUCCCAAUGCGGAGCAAGUCGGAGAUAUCGUCUUGGAGAUAGCCCAUAAGGAGUUGGUCCAAACGCCAAGAUACAUCAUCGACAGCUGGAGUACACCGUUACUUGUGCUUCAGCAAGAAUUUCAGUCACCAGAUCUGCUUCAGCAGUUCUUUGAAAGAGGAAAACCGACCACUAAGAAGGUGAUAGCACUUUUAGAUGCAAAUGCUGAAACCAAUGCUCAAAGGGAGACCAUGUCCUACCUGAAGCAAUAUGUAAGUGGACUGGAGAGUGAGAAAUUAACGAAGUUCCUCCGAUUUUGCGCCGGUUCCAAUAUGAUGUGCGUGGAGAAGAUCACCAUCUCAUUCAACACUUUGGAGGGUGCCGUUAGACGACCUGUGGCACACACUUGCGGAGCAGUGCUGGAUCUCCCUACUACAUAUGCAUCCUUUCCUUUGUUCCGCGAAGAGUGGAACAGUGUCCUGUCGUCUGAGUAUUGGGACAUAGAUUUCCUUUAG
This is a messenger RNA of Porites lobata, 4050 nucleotides long. The record is from the annotation of a GenBank genome assembly. Lineage: Eukaryota; Metazoa; Cnidaria; Anthozoa; Scleractinia; Poritidae.